Symsagittifera roscoffensis is the source of this 653-nucleotide messenger RNA. RefSeq lists its product as uncharacterized. Bases 17 to 541 code for a protein of 174 amino acids. The transcript has 2 exons. The record is from RefSeq and is a predicted model, not a curated record. NCBI's taxonomy places the organism in Eukaryota, Metazoa, Xenacoelomorpha, Acoela, Convolutidae.
CAGAUUGUGACCAAUAAUGACCCGAGUCAAGGUGGAAGACCUUUCGUAUUACCCGAGGCCACAACCAACGCCCGAAAUUCCGGAAAUUGAAAAUACGCCAACAUUGCAACGCAUAACAGAAACCAGACAGAAACUCUUCUUCUAUUUUGAAACUGGCUAUUCUCAUCUUCCAAAAGUGACCAAAUAUUUUGACGCCAUUGACCGGGAACAUUUGAAACUGGGUUCCAUUGGAACUGUAACUGGACUCACUUUUCUCUGGGCUGUUGCUAGGAAGAAGAGCCGAAGGCCUUUUAAAUUGGUGUUCUAUCCAGCAUUUACAGGAGGCCUGACUGCGGCUGUGAGUUACAGAGACACACUUUCAGAUGUGUAUAAGAACUGGUUUGGUGAAUUACCGGCUGUUGAUGUACCGAUGCCUGAGUCAAUUAGUAGAUACCUGAAAAAAGCAGGUGCUUCUUGGGAUUCGCUGAAGAAAGACAGAACUGCCCAGGAUUUCGGUCAGGGUGGGAAGGAAGAUGAUGAAAUGUACAGCACCCGGAGAUAGCGAGACAUGAAGAAACUACCGAAAUGAAAAAAUAACGACAAUAACCAAACCAAUAUUACUGAUUGAUUUAGUAAAUGAAAUAGUUUGAGUAGUCAAGAAUUAUUUGAAAAUA